Messenger RNA from Morus notabilis, 1278 nucleotides. RefSeq names its product probable pectinesterase 15. Gene Ontology annotation, biological process: cell wall modification. Gene Ontology annotation, molecular function: pectinesterase activity. The coding region runs from base 1 to 1278 and encodes 425 amino acids. Lineage: Eukaryota; Viridiplantae; Streptophyta; Magnoliopsida; Rosales; Moraceae. The transcript is spliced from 5 exons. The record is from RefSeq and is a predicted model, not a curated record.
AUGAAAACCAAACUAACCCUCUUCUUUUGGCUCUCGGCCUUUGUCAUUGCACUCCUCUCUAUGAUCAUUUCACUCCAUAACAUCCCUACAUUCUCAAAAAUUGGUACUUCCGUUAGUCCUCACAACGUUUUUGAGCUCGCCACUUUCGAUAGGAUUAUCGAGCAAAGUGGCGUUGAGGACUUGCUGGCCCACCUAACAAACAUGGUCUCCAGGCACCGCCGCCGCCACCACCACCACCAUCACAGAAGAAAGAUUGAAUGUGACAAGAACAAGUGGACAUCUAGUCUAAUACACAAAUACAAUGUGACCCUCGUUUUGACGGUUGGCUUGGAGAGAUGCGCGAAUUUCAGCACCGUGCAAAAGGCGGUCGACGCUGUACCUGAGAGGAGUUCUUCUAGGACACUCAUCAUAAUUGAUUCCGGCACUUACAUGGAAAAGGUAAUAGUGGAUGUUAACAAGACAAAUAUGAUAUUCGAAGGGAAGGGUUAUCAAAAGACUAUCAUAUCAUGGAAUGACACUGCCAAUUCCACGGGAGGGACUAUCUAUAGCUCUUCAGUUGCCAUCUUUGCUCAUAACUUCACUGCCUACAAUAUUAGCUUCCAAAAUACCGCUCCUCCACCGUUGCCGGGAGAAGUCGGGGCUCAGGCAUUGGCGAUUCGGGUAUCGGGAGAUCAAGCAGCAUUUUAUGGAUGUGGAUUUUAUGGCGCCCAAGACACGCUUAAUGAUGUCCUUGGGAGGCAUUAUUAUAGAGAAUGUUUUAUUCAAGGAUCUAUAGAUUUUAUAUUUGGAAAUGCUAGAUCACUCUAUGAGGGAUGCACCAUUAAUUCAAUAGCGAUGCCGGUGACGGCCGGCUGGAUAAGCGGGGCCAUCACGGCCCAUGGAAGGCAGUCGUUAGAUGAGCAAACUGGAUUUUCCUUUGUGAAUUGCAGCAUAGAAGGAACUGGGAAAGUGUGGCUUGGGCGAGCCUGGGGACCUUAUGCAACUGUAGUAUUCUCAAAAACAUACAUGUCUGAUGUUGUGGCUUCUGAUGGCUGGAAUGAUUGGAAAGACCCCUCUAGAGACCAGUCAGUCUUCUUUGGAGAGUACGAGUGUGAGGGACCUGGUGCAAAUUACACAUACAGAGCCUCAUACUCAAAGCAGCUCCAACAAUCUGAAGCAGAAUCCUUCAUGGACAUCUCAUACAUCAAUGGAAAUGAUUGGCUUUUAGAUCUUCCUAAUAUAUUUUCUUCUCCAAACCAUCAUAAUAACAAUAGGGACGAAGAGUUUUAUUCAUACUAG